AUGGAUCUCAGAGCAGAAAUUCAAUCGGCCCAGGCAGGAUCUCAGAUUCACCCCGGUGCUGCCUCGGCCGCCGCGGCUUCUUCUAUUCCGGUCUCAAUGGCCAGUACCCUGCUCCGAGCUCCGUCGCUCUUGUUGCGCGCCACCGAGAAGUACCCCCGCACGCCAAAGUGCGCCAGGUGUCGGAAUCACGGCGUGGUGUCCGCGCUGAAGGGCCACAAGCGCUACUGUCGGUGGAAGGACUGCAUGUGCGCCAAGUGCACUCUGAUCGCGGAGAGACAGCGCGUCAUGGCCGCCCAGGUAGCGCUCCGGAGGCAACAGGCGCAGGAGGAGAACGAGGCCAGAGAACUGCAGCUUCUCUACGGCACAGCCGAAGGUCUGGCCCUGGCUGCCGCCAAUGGUAUCAUUCCUCCACGGCAGAACUAUGAGGUGUUCGGCUCUAUCAACAACGACAGCAGUCAAGACUCAAACAUCCAAAAGUUUGAACUCUUUCCGAAGAGCCAUAUUUCGGUGCCAAUGUCUUCACAGCAAACCGUGGGAAAAUCCGUUUCCACAGAUUCAGAGUCAGUACCUGGCAUCUCCUCGCCAGACAUGCGCCACGGUUCUGGGUCCGAGAACGGAGACGGAGAGUCGUUCGUCAGCUCCCCCGUGUCCAAGCCACUGAAAGACGGCGAGGAAACCCCCGGAUCCAUCAGUCCACUGGGUACCGACUCCGGUUCAGAAACCGACAAAGACGACCAAGACCCGUCCUCCACUUCCGCAGCCUCCAGGCAAAUGAACGCCAUCGACAUUCUCACCAGAAUAUUCCCUAGCCACAAGCGCAGUGUUCUGGAGCUGGUCCUGCAAGGCUGUGGUAAAGACGUGGUGCAGGCCAUCGAACAAAUCUUGAACAACAGCGGGCAGCCUAAAGCUCCCGAGGAGACGUGGAAUGCGGAGAGGCUUCUGCAGAGCGCGCAACCCAUGUCAUCCACGCCCAGGCCCAUGCUACCGGGAGCCAUGACGCUCAGCAACCGCUCUGCUUUCUCACCUCUGCAGCCGAACGCAUCUCACUUCGGAGCCGACCCCAGCACCUACUCCCUGGGCACUCACCUGGGCCUGAACCCUCUUCGCCUGGCGUACUCAGCCCACAGCCGAGGCCUGGCCUUCAUGACCCCGUACUCGACAACCGGGCUGAUGCCAACGCUUGGAUUCAGACCGCCAAUGGACUAUGCGUUCAGCGAUCUCAUAAGGGACAGGACAAUUUUGCACAAAGACCAGGGGUACACUAACGGACUCUACGGCCCACUGGUUAACAACACCCCGGACAAGCAGUGAAGACGCUAACAGAGACAGCCUGGGAGUGAACCAGGGGACACUGCUAUGUAUAUAAUAGCACCCACAAUCUUAAACACUUACUGUAAAUAUUGUAAUUUCUGUGUAUCCGUUAUGGUUCCCUAAAUCUAUAUGUGAAAGCAAAGACGUAUCUAGACAUGUUUCAAUCUGUAAUUGAUAAAUCUGUCAUGUCCAAGUCGGCAUCAUUUGC
Molecule: messenger RNA, 1519 nt
Organism: Sardina pilchardus (European sardine)
Lineage: Eukaryota; Metazoa; Chordata; Actinopteri; Clupeiformes; Clupeidae
Gene: dmrta2
Product: DMRT-like family A2
Exons: 2
Coding region: 1-1311 (436 amino acids)
Biological process (GO): regulation of transcription by RNA polymerase II; sex differentiation
Cellular component (GO): nucleus
Molecular function (GO): protein binding; RNA polymerase II cis-regulatory region sequence-specific DNA binding; DNA-binding transcription factor activity, RNA polymerase II-specific
Source: RefSeq, a predicted model, not a curated record